UCACAUCUCCUCGCGACUCCCCAACUCCAAGAUAUUCCCCGAGUCAUCUUUAGCUAUUAUCAGCUGGACUUGUUUGAACAGCCUAAUUUCGUCCUUUACCUCGGUGCCGCCGCUAAGUCCCCCAAGAUGAUGCAAACUCCGCUUCCCGCCGAAACGACCGACCCUGUUCCUGCGAGGUCUCAGUGCAAGGCAAUGUUGGAGGAACUGGACAAGUUGGCGUCGGUGAACCCUAUACGUCUUCAAGACAAGCACGUAAUGCACCUAGGCUUGACCGCCAAGGCACUUUUGGAUAAACAUGCAGGUGCACAAGUCAUUGCUGUGGCAUUGCCACCGCUCAUUUGCUGGGAUCGAUACCAUUACGCACACGUGUAUGUUGAAGACGGCAUGAUCGAAUAUCGAGGAGCUACGUCGAUUAAUUACCCAAGAAACAAUGGAGAACUCCGUUGUCGAGACGCCAUAGAAGAGGGACGAUAUUACAAGGAGGAAGCAAUUGAAUAUGCCAGGCACCAUUGGGGACACCAACUACAAACCUGGACUGUGAGGUCGCAUGGCGGCUACCAAACGGACUCUAUGGUCGAAGGUCUCGAACUCUCGUAUUCAGACUGAGUAUCAACCACUGAUUUCUGACUUUUGGGCUUUAUUCGACCACUUCAGCAUUGCCAAGAGGAUGAGAAGCCCGAGUUUUUCAAAUGACAAUCAAGCUGGGUCACCCUUAUAGCUUAUGCCAGCGCGCCGGAUGUGUCCUCCACAGUCUCACCAAUGCCCCCUCUCCUGUUAGUGGAGCUUGAGUCAGCUGUCUGAAAAAUACGGGUGGAUUCUUUUACCUCGUUGCUUCCAAUCACUCAAAGAUAUCAAGGGUUCUACACCUGGCAGGCACACGUCUACACUGCGGUGAUUUCGUUUACCCUUUCGACAAUCGGAGGAAGACAUUGCUACCUCUCAGAAGGCUGUGAGAUUAUCGGGCUUUUCUCUCCGCAAAAUUUGUAUCCCCUCAAUCGUUCGUAGUCCUGAAAACUAAAACUUUGGAAAACAAGUUCCCAUUCUCAUCACUGUGCUGAGCCAGACCGGUCAAAAGCCCGUCGUGCCUGGUGAAUAGCGUUUACCCAGUGUUGGCAAUCAGAUUGCAAUACACG
Messenger RNA from Cladophialophora immunda, 1133 nucleotides. RefSeq lists its product as uncharacterized. The transcript has a single exon. Lineage: Eukaryota; Fungi; Ascomycota; Eurotiomycetes; Chaetothyriales; Herpotrichiellaceae. The record is from RefSeq and is a predicted model, not a curated record. The annotation marks the transcript as partial.